Leptosomus discolor (cuckoo roller) is the source of this 3289-nucleotide messenger RNA. The record is from RefSeq and is a predicted model, not a curated record. NCBI's taxonomy places the organism in Eukaryota, Metazoa, Chordata, Aves, Leptosomiformes, Leptosomidae.
CUCCGUGGUACUUUCGAAUGCAUUUCAGAGGUUCUUUUCGUUUCCAUUGUCUUUUAGGGUGCCAUUAGAAAGAGAUAAUUCAGAGGAGUUUUUAAAACGGGAAGCCAGAGCAACUCAAUUAGCAGAGGAAAUUGAAUCAAGUGCCCAAUACAAAGCUCGGGUUGCCUUGGAAAAUGAUGAAAGAACAGAAGAAGAAAAAUACACUGCUGUUCAGAGAAAUGCUAAUGAACGAGAAGGACAUGGUGUGAACACUAGAGAAAAUAAGUACAUUCCACCUGGACAGAGGAAUAGAGAUGUCCUGUCCUGGGGAAGUGGAAGACAAAACUCACCAAGGAUGGGCCAGUCUGGAUCAGGCCCACCGAUUUCAAGGUCUGGAUCCCAUACUUCAGAAUUCAGUCCUAACUCCGGAGCAGAUCAAAGAGUAGUUAACGGAGGUGUUCCCUGGCCAUCGCCUUGCCCAUCUCCUUCCUCUCGCCCACCUUCUCGCUACCAGUCAGGUCCCAACUCUCUUCCACCUCGGGCAGCCACCCCUACACGGCCGCCCUCCAGGCCCCCCUCGCGGCCCUCCAGGCCCCCGUCUCACCCCUCUGCUCAUGGUUCUCCAGCUCCUGUCUCUACUAUGCCUAAACGCAUGUCUUCAGAAGGGCCUCCACGGAUGUCUCCUAAGGCACAACGGCACCCUCGAGGUCACAGAGUCUCUACUGGUAGGGGUACAAUUUCAAGUGGCUUAGAAUUUGUAUCUCAUAAUGCACCAGGGGAAGCAUCUACUACUGCAGUGGCACGAGGCAGCCCUUCAGGUGGGACGUGGUCAUCAGUUGUCAGUGGGGUUCCGAGAUUAUCCCCUAAAACACACAGGCCUAGGUCCCCAAGGCAGAGCAGCACUCCCACAGGACCAGCUCUGCCUUCUCCUCAGCCUGGUACUAUUCCCACUGAAUCUGUUGCCAUGCCUGUUCCAGCUGCCUCUCCUACACCUGCCAGCCCUGCAUCCAACAGAGCAGUCACCCCUUCCAGCGAAGCUAAAGAUACUAGGCUUCAGGACCAGAGGCAAAAUUCUGCAACUGGAAACAAGGAGAAUAUAAAGCCAAGUGAGACUUCUCCUAGUUUUCCUAAACCUGAAAACAAAGGUGUAUCUCCAAUUGUUUCAGAACAUAGAAAACAGAUUGAUGAUUUAAAGAAAUUUAAGAAUGACUUUAGGUUACAGUCGAGUUCCUCUUCAGAUGCAGUGGAUCAGCUGCUAAACAAAACCCGAGAAGGUGAAAAAUCAAGAGAUGUAGUUAAAGAAAAGACAGAAUCAACCCCUAAAGAAUCUAUCAUAGAAACUGGCAGUAAUACUAACUCUAAUGGUGGCAGUAGCAAACCUAAUAGUCCAAGUAUUUCUCCUUCAAUAAGUAAUAGUUCUGAGCAAAAGCGAGGGCCUGAGGUAACUUCACAAGGUGUACAGACAUCUGGGCCUGGAAGUAAACAAGAUAAAGAGGAUAAAGAAGAGAAGAAGGAUACUUCCGAGCAAGUUAGAAAAUCAACACUUAAUCCCAAUGCAAAAGAGUUCAACCCUCGAUCUUUUGCUCAACCAAAACCUUCUACUACACCAACCUCCCCUCGUCCGCAAGCUCAGCCUAGCCCCUCCAUGGUGGGUCAUCAGCAGCCAACCCCAGUGUACACUCAGCCUGUUUGUUUUGCACCAAAUAUGAUGUACCCGGUUCCAGUGAGUCCAGGCGUGCAGCCUUUGUAUCCUAUUCCCAUGACGCCCAUGCCAGUGAACCAAGCCAAGACAUAUAGAGCAGUACCAAAUAUGCCACAGCAACGGCAAGACCAACAUCAUCAGAGCACCAUGAUGCAUCCUGCCUCAGCAGCAGGCCCUCCAAUUGUAGCUACGCCACCUGCUUACUCAACACAAUAUGUUGCGUAUAGUCCCCAACAGUUUCCUAAUCAGCCUCUUGUGCAGCAUGUGCCACACUACCAGUCUCAGCAUCCUCAUGUAUAUAGCCCUGUAAUACAGGGCAACGCUAGAAUGAUGGCACCACCUACACACGCACAGCCUGGUUUAGUAUCUUCUUCUGCAACACAGUAUGGUGCGCAUGAACAGACGCAUGCUAUGUAUGUUUCCACUGGCUCACUUGCUCAGCAGUAUGCCCACCCUAAUGCUACCCUGCAUCCGCAUCCUCCGCAUCCUCAGCCUUCUGCCACACCAACUGGCCAGCAGCAAAGCCAACAUGCUGGAAGCCACCCUGCUCCUAGCCCCGUGCAGCAUCAUCAGCAUCAGGCUGCUCAGGCACUCCACCUGGCAAACCCGCAACAGCAGUCGGCAAUUUACCACGCAGGUCUAGCUCCAACCCCACCUUCCAUGACGCCAGGCUCCAAUACGCAGUCUCCACAAAAUAGUUUUCCUACAGCACAACAAACAGUCUUCACCAUUCAUCCCUCCCAUGUUCAACCUGCAUAUACCAAUCCGCCACACAUGGCCCAUGUCCCCCAGGCUCAUGUACAGUCAGGAAUGGUUCCUUCUCACCCAACUGCCCAUGCUCCAAUGAUGCUAAUGACGACACAGCCACCUGGUGGUCCCCAAGCCGCCAUCGCUCAAAGUGCACUACAGCCCAUUCCAGUCUCGACAACAACACAUUUCCCCUAUAUGACGCACCCUUCAGUACAAGCCCACCACCAACAGCAGUUGUAAGGCUCAUCUGGAAUAACUGAAAGGCUGGAUACCUUUUGUAGGCCAAAUACCCUCCUUCUACUGCUUCUGCCAACUGGAAGCACAGAAAACUAGAAUUUCAUUUUAUUUUGUUUAAAAAAAAAAAAAAAAUUGAUUUCUUGUAACAUCCACUAGGAAUGCUAACAGUUCAUCUUGCAGUGGGAGAGAUUCGGACUGAGUAGAGGCAUUUAGGAACUUGUGGGCUAUUCCAUAAUUCCAUGCACUGUAUCUGAGUCCUGCAAGUGCCCCAACUCUGCUUGCUGAAAACUGGAAGUUAUUUAUUUUUUAAUGACCCUUCAAAGUUAUGAACUCAUCAGCUAGCAAAAGAAGUAACAAGAGUGAUUCUUGCUGCUAUUAUCACUAAAAAUCAAGACUUGGAGAUCCCUUUUACUUCUAACUAAACUUGAAACAGGUUCAGUAAAAAAAAAAAAUUCUAAUCGUCAAACUGAUGAAUUAUUAUUUAUAAAUCACGUUUGAUGAGAUAAUCACUAUCGUGAGACAGUGAUGUAACUUUUAAGUUAAGAAAACUUUUACUUUGUAGAUAAUAUAAAAUAAAAACUUAAAAAAAAAUUAAAAAAUAAAAAAAGUUUUAAAAACUGA